Baudoinia panamericana UAMH 10762 is the source of this 3020-nucleotide messenger RNA. RefSeq lists its product as uncharacterized. NCBI's taxonomy places the organism in Eukaryota, Fungi, Ascomycota, Dothideomycetes, Mycosphaerellales, Teratosphaeriaceae. The transcript has 6 exons. The coding region runs from base 444 to 3020 and encodes 858 amino acids. Gene Ontology annotation, cellular component: intracellular membrane-bounded organelle; Mon1-Ccz1 complex. Gene Ontology annotation, biological process: vesicle-mediated transport. The record is from RefSeq and is a predicted model, not a curated record.
UGGCUUGGUAACGAACAGAAAAUGUGGUUGGGAGUGAUAGCGAGGCGUUCACGGAGCGACAGCGUUGCACAAGCGCGGGCAUCUGAAUGGAGCAUGCAAUCCUAUAUACGAAUAAUGUCCUUGACCGAGCACACUACGUAGACGCUCCCGCAGGUCAUGCGCAUGGCACUGCUCACUCGUGGUGCUUACAAUACUGCCCCACUGAAGAUCUUGUGUGAGUAGCGACAGCGGUCUGUCCAGUGCAGAAGAUCCCGGGCAGUGCUGUCUCCAGAAGAGCCUUCUCGGCAAGCACGAGACAUAUAUGAUCUAAGGGUCCCCGUCUCGGGGAGCAUUUGCGAUUUCUCCGUCAUACCCCAAGCUAUCUCCAUGUGUUGACGGUCCUACUGUACCGAUCGCCCAGCAACAAAUGUCGCGUGCUCGACAAAAGCUUCUUUCCUGAUGACAUGAGCGCUCCGCAAUGGUCGAACAAAGUUCAGCCCGCGCGACUGUCCUUCCUUGCUUUAUAUAAUCCUACAUUAGGCCCGACCGACGAGACAUUCCAGGACCAGGUUGUCUUCUGGUACAGUCGCGCCGCGCAAGAAGCUCGGAAUGCGGCUAGGAAGAGCGGACGCAGUGAUGCCGCUGAUGGCGAUGCAGCACGCGAAGAGGAGAAUGAGAAGUUGAGGCAGAUUGGUUUGGCGCAGGGCAUGGUGGAUUUUGCGAGGAGCUUCUCGAAUGGCGAGCCUGUGGAUUCCGUGGAGACAGAGAAGUCCCGCAUUGUCCUGCACGAGCUGGAGGAAGGGUGGUGGAUACUCGCAUCUGUUGAUCUGACGCGGCUACCUGCCAUAGCGCAUGCGCCCGCCGAACAAACCAAGAAGAGUGGAGAGCAGGUGCGGGCAAACCCAAGCGUGGAAUAUUCGUCUCGAGAAGUUAGCCCGCCUGCUUUGCUCAUUCAGCAGCUCGUUCAAGCGCACUGCAUCUUCUCUUUACAUCACGGCCCCUCUUUGACAGAGCUCUUCGUCCGCCUAGGGCGCGCCAAACUGUGCAGCGCUCUCGACCGCUUUUGGACGCGCUUUGCGAAGACGUGGGAGGUCUUGCUGCAUGGCAACCCAGCUGCAGACGUCUUCGGUGGCGUGAAGCUUGCUAGUGGUGGAGAGCUAGGCAUCGGCGUUGGUGAGGAGGAGUGGGGUAGCGGAGAAAGGGAGGUUCUGGAAGACCUGAGCUACCGUACUGAAGGCUUGAUCGACCUUGUCGUUUCCAGGUUUGGCGAGCCCGCAACAGCUUUAGCGUCCAGAGAAGCGUCUUUGCCGGAGGAUGAACUGUUACCAUGGAUGGGCAGCGGUCGACAGCCUGCAUCAGCCGACGGCGUAGUUUUUGGUGGACUUGGUGCUAUAAGCCGCUCUUCGCUUCGCGAUAUCUCACUCUGGACACGCCAAGUCUACACAUAUGGCGAACAUGCCUACGGCGUGAAGGACAAUCCUUUACGUGACCGGCGGAAGCGCAGACGGCGCAAUCCGCUGGAACCACAAAAGGCUGAUCGGAGACCGCAGAUUCACGACCGUACGGCUUCUCAAGAUCACGCCGCCGACCAAGCCGAGCACACACCACAGCUCAACACAAUGCAUCGACCCGGAAUACCGCCACCCAUCGUGUCUGCUGCCGAGAUAGCCCUUGACAAGGCUACCAAAAACGCCGAUGAGGACAUAAGUCGCGAAGACGACACGGAGAAGCCGUCAGUAAGCACCACUAUGGGCAUUCCUGACCAGUAUAUGAAAUACCUCACAUUCGGCUUGAGCGAGCUUGGCAGAUCGAGUAAGGCAAAACGGCCUACACCGGCGUCAAGAACAUCUGCUUCGAAUGGGGAGACGUUACAGGCUAGGAUGGCCAGACAAAGGCGCCAGGAGAACAAAGGCCACUUUCUCAUUGGUCUUACUGGUGAUCUCGAGGGUCUCCCUGACGGCGAAGAAGUUGACGAGACGGACGGCAGCUAUCACGAUGAAGGCGGAGGUCCACGCACAGUCUUGCGAACCCUACAGGUUGAAUGUAGACCACGGGACGAAGAUGCCAUGGAAGACAACGAGAAUGACCUCGAAGCGACAAUGCGCCGGGACAAGGAUGAAGCUACCCCAAGCGAUCAAGGCACUAACAGCAUGCAGCGCGUGCGUGUCCUCGUCUACGUGCACCGCCCGUUCAUCUAUUGCUUCAUAUUUGCAAACCGAACUUCGAGCUUGCAGUACGCAAGCUUCUACAAGGAAUUGCAUCGAACGCUAACACCGAUACACAAGUCACUGCUUUCCUCAACAAGCGUUGCGAAAGUCGCGCAGCGCAUUGAGUUGUCGCAUGUUGAACCAGCAGACGACACCGCAAGCGUAAUGAGUACUACGAGCAACAAGCUACCGCAUAAAGGCGGAGCGGCGCUUAGCGAAACCAGGCCUAUAUUCGACCUCAUAUACGACCCAAGGCUGUUGACAGUGCACACCAGUAUACCCAACAUACCUGAACCGGGCACACCUGCUGCCGAAGGACUAGUGACUGUUGACAAGAGCAGCCAAUCAAGUGUACCACCCGGGUGGACGAGGAUUGAUGCCUUGAAUGUGCAUUCGCAAGUGCUCAGCACGCUACAGAGCGUGCAGCGGAGACACAAUGAGAUCGAAAGGACCAGCAAGACCAGCCGUGGAUGGUGGGUUGUAUGUAUGAGGGUGCCACCGUCUGCUCCUCCUAAUGGAUCGCCCGCUGCGGGUGGCAGAGACGACAUCAGUAACGAGGAGCCUUCCUCAGCCGUCACCGCCCGAACGGAGCCAGAUAUGCAACGUGUGGCUUUCCUGAUCCGCAAAUCGUCGAAUUCAAUACCCGGGAACAAGGUGUUGAGCAGUAGUACGGCAGCGAGUGGUAUGUGGAGUACGUUCGCCCUGAGAGCUGCUCCCAACGCGGACGAGAAAGCUGGAGGAGUCAGCUCUGGCUGGGGUCCUUCAUCGCUGGCGAACGGUAUGGGGGUCGACGCAAGGCGGUAUGUUGAAGGGCUGCUGAGCUUGAACAGAUAA